CGCUGCUCUUCGCGGCCCCGGCUCGCGUUCACGCUGUCGCCCGGGCCGGCGCGGCCGCGGGCAACCGCUCCCCCUCCGACACCUACCCCGUCCCCUCCCCGCCUUUUCCGCCCUCGCGUCCCCCUCCCUCGGCCAGCCGCCGCUGCUCCAGAUGAGGUGAUGGCAACGGCCAACUUCGGCAAGAUCCAGAUCGGGAUUUACGUGGAGAUCAAGCGGAGCGAUGGCCGAAUACAUCAAGCAAUGGUAACAUCUUUAAAUGAAGAUAAUGAAAGUGUAACUGUUGAAUGGAUAGAAAAUGGAGAUACAAAAGGCAAAGAGAUUGACCUGGAGAGCAUCUUUUCACUUAACCCUGACCUUGUACCAGAUGAAGAAAUUGAGCCCAGUCCAGAGACACCCCCACCUCCAGCAUCCUCAGCCAAAGUAAACAAAAUUGUAAAGAAUCGACGGACUGUGGCUUCUAUUAAGAAUGAUCCUCCUCCAAGAGAUAAUAGAGUGGUUGGUUCUGCACGCGCGCGGCCUAGUCAACUUCCUGAACAGUCUUCCUCUGCACAACAGAAUGGUAGUGUUUCAGAUAUAUCUCCAGUUCAAGCUGCAAAAAAGGAAUUUGGACCCCCUUCACGUAGAAAAUCUAAUUGUGUGAAAGAAGUAGAGAAAUUGCAAGAAAAACGGGAAAAAAGGAGACUACAACAGCAAGAACUUAGAGAAAAAAGAGCCCAGGAUGUUGACGCUACAAACCCAAAUUAUGAAAUUAUGUGUAUGAUCAGAGACUUUAGAGGAAGUUUGGAUUAUAGACCAUUAACAACAGCAGAUCCUAUUGAUGAACAUAGGAUAUGUGUUUGUGUAAGAAAACGACCACUCAAUAAAAAAGAAACUCAAAUGAAAGAUCUUGAUGUAAUCACAAUCCCUAGUAAAGAUGUUGUGAUGGUACAUGAACCAAAACAAAAAGUAGAUUUAACAAGGUACCUAGAAAACCAAACAUUUCGUUUUGAUUAUGCCUUUGAUGACUCUGCUCCUAAUGAAAUGGUUUACAGGUUUACAGCUAGACCACUAGUGGAAACUAUAUUUGAAAGGGGAAUGGCUACAUGCUUUGCUUAUGGGCAGACUGGAAGUGGAAAGACUCAUACAAUGGGAGGUGACUUUUCAGGAAAGAACCAAGACUGUUCUAAAGGAAUUUAUGCAUUAGCAGCUCGAGACGUUUUUUUAAUGCUAAAGAAGCCAAACUAUAAGAAGUUAGAACUUCAAGUGUAUGCAACCUUUUUUGAAAUUUAUAGUGGUAAGGUUUUUGACUUGCUAAACAGGAAAACAAAAUUAAGAGUGCUCGAAGAUGGAAAACAGCAGGUUCAAGUGGUGGGAUUACAGGAACGGGAGGUCAAAUGUGUUGAAGAUGUACUGAAACUCAUUGACAUAGGCAACAGUUGCAGAACAUCCGGUCAAACAUCUGCAAAUGCACAUUCAUCUCGGAGCCAUGCAGUGUUUCAGAUUAUUCUUAGAAGGAAAGGAAAACUACAUGGCAAAUUUUCUCUCAUCGAUUUGGCUGGAAAUGAAAGAGGAGCUGAUACUUCCAGUGCAGACAGGCAAACUAGGCUUGAAGGUGCUGAAAUUAAUAAAAGCCUUUUAGCACUCAAGGAGUGCAUCAGAGCCUUAGGUAGAAAUAAACCUCAUACUCCUUUCCGAGCAAGUAAACUCACUCAGGUGUUAAGAGAUUCAUUCAUAGGUGAAAACUCUCGUACCUGCAUGAUUGCCACAAUCUCUCCAGGCAUGGCAUCCUGUGAAAAUACUCUCAAUACAUUAAGAUAUGCAAAUAGAGUAAAGGAGUUUGGAAUUAGUCCAUCAGACAUUCCCUUCUCACAGGGUAGUGGCAGUCGCCCUGAUCUCUCUCCUUCUUAUGAGUAUGACGACUUUUCUCCUUCAAUUACCAGGGUGAAAGAAUUGACUGUGGAUCCAACUGCUGCUAGUGAUGUCCGUCCAAUAAUGCACCAUCCACCAAAUCAGAUUGAUGAUUUAGAGGCACAGUGGGGUGUGGGGAGUUCCCCUCAGAGGGAUGAUCUAAAACUUCUUUGUGAACAAAAUGAAGAAGAGGUUUCUCCACAAUUGUUUACUUUCCACGAAGCUGUCUCACAAAUGGUAGAAAUGGAAGAACAAGUUGUAGAAGAUCACAGGGCAGUCUUCCAGGAAUCUAUUCGAUGGUUAGAAGAUGAAAAGGCUCUCCUAGAGAUGACUGAAGAAGUAGACUAUGAUGUAGAUUCAUAUGCUACACAACUUGAAGCUAUUCUUGAGCAAAAAAUAGACAUUUUAACUGAGCUGCGGGAUAAAGUGAAAUCUUUUCGUGCAGCUCUACAAGAGGAAGAACAGGCCAGCAAGCAAAUCAACCCGAAGAGACCCCGUGCCCUUUAAAUCAGCAUUUGCUGCUAAAGGAUUCCCAGAACCCUCGCUACUGUAACAUACAAUGGUUCAGCUGUAAGGGCCAUUCGAAAGUUUGAAAUUUUAAGUGUCUGUGGAAAAUGUCUUGUCCCUUCAACCUGAAUGACAUUUCAAUUUUGUGAAACACUCCUUUGUCUACAAGAUGCUUCUAGUCCAGAAGGCACAACCAAGGUUUGGGAAUAGUGAAGCAUUUUGUUUCAUUUACCCACAUAGUGAUUUACUUUUGAAGAUCCUUGCCAAUUUUAUUUUCUGUAUGAUGAAGUAAGAUUGUGGACUUGAUCCAGAGGUGAAUAGUAGGGGGAAGCCACAGCAUUUCCUUUUAACUCAGUUCAAUUUUCAUAGCAAGACUGAGCAGUUUUAAAUCCUUUGCGUGCAUGCAUACCUCAUCAGUGAUUGUACAUACCUUGCCCACUUCUAGAAACAGCUGUGCUCACCUCUUCCUGCUUUGUGCCUUGACUAAGGCUACUGACCCUAAAUUUCUGAAGCACAGCCAAGAUAAAUUACAUUCCUUAUUUGUCAUUGUAAAUUACCUUUAUUGUGUGUACAUUUUUACUGUAAUUGAGACAUUUUUUGUGUGUGACUAGAUUUGCAGGAUGUGCCAUAUCAAUGAAUGGAACUAAAGUCUGUGACAGUGGACAUAGCUGCUGGACCAUUCCAUCUUAUAUGUAAAAAAAUCUGGAAUUAUGAUUUUAAAACCAUAUAACAUGUGGUUAUAAUUUUCUUAGCAUUUUCUUUGUAAAGAACUAAAAUAUAAACUAGUUGGUGUAUAAUAAAAAGUAAUGAAAUUCUGAAAAGAGUUUUAUCUUAGGAUAAUACAUAUAUAUGCAGUGUGUGUUCCAGUGUGGUAUUAACAAGACUAAUAGUGCAAUUUGAUCUUUACCAAUACCAUUACUUAAGUUGAAGUGUCCAUUAGCACCCCAAAAUGAACCUUUUAAAUGGUACUGUUAAAGGAAGUUGGCUUCUGAUGCAUGAAUAUGUACAUGUACAUUGAAAGUAGUCCAUAAUAGAACUGUUAGUUUAAGCCAAGAAUAGACAGUACAUAACUCUCUUGAAAAAGAAUUUAAGCUAAGAAAGAGAUGACUGUGCCUUGAAAGGCACAUCUGACCCAAGCUCCAGCCAUUACCUAACGUAUGAUGUUUCACCAUGAUUUGAUGAGCAUCGCUGAAUUCUCACCAAUCAGCUCAUCUAGGGCAUGCUGCUUUUUAAAUGGUGGCACUUAUUUUUACAGAUUGCUAUUCCAAGGAAGAAAACUGGCCACUUUUCAUGUAAAUAUUUUGUUAGAAGAUUUAUAUAUCUCUCUAGGAGUUUUCCCUCAGUUCCCAGGAUAGUGUCUAGGAGUACGUUAACAACAAAAAAGUCUCCCAAGGGUGUCUUGUUUUGAUUUACUCUAGGGAACUACCAGCUCAUUCAUAUGGGCUAAUGGGAAGCUAUGAAUAGAGUCACAUGAGCCAGAUUCCCUACUUCACUGUCCACAGAACUCAGAAGGUCGCUGUGGGAAUCCUAACACCAUGGUGAAAAGCUCCUCUGUAAACUUGAAAUCUAGAACAAGUGUAGAUUUUCACAGUGUGCUUAUUAUUAAAUCUAUGGAAUGAUCUUCAAAGGACAUAGAGAUAUGUGAAUUUACUCAUUUUAAAGCACAACAGAUAAGUCUUAAUUUAUUAUUUAAAUUAGAAGGGUACUAUCUCUGGAAGGUCUCCUCAAUUUGAAAUGUACUGCCUUAUACUAUAAUGGCUUCAUUCUGAUUAGUAUUCAAGGUGUAUUAAAUAUCAGUACCAGAAAAGAUCUUGGUAGUAUAAUCCAUUCCCUCAGUUUUACAGAUAGGGAAAUCUGAAGGUUAUAAAAGGGACUGAAACUCAGCAGUCCAUAGGAGGACAGGGAAAUAAAUAAGAGGGAAAGCUGAAUUAAAUCUUAAAUUUAAAUUUUCCUUUAAGGAUAGAGAUGGUACAAGUGAACUUUGCUAAUUAAGUAGUUUUGUGAGAUUAAAAAAACCUACUCUUAAUUAUGUAGUAUUUAUGUAACAAAAGUGGCUUUGUGCAGUUAUUUAAAGAAUAACUUAAAUUUUUUGGAUCUGGAUUAAACAUUCUUUACUUUCUCAGACUUGAAAGCUGAUAUCCCUAUUAAUAAUUAACUAAAAAUAUACAUUAUUUUAGUUAUAUAGGAAUGUUUUAAUAUAUCACUUUGAAGCCAGAUUUCUAAAAAAUCUAUUUAUGCAAACCUAUCUUUUCCUUCUAGGUUCACUCAGUGUACCUCUGUUAAAAUUUGGAUUUUAACUUUAAAGCCAGUGUUGAUUUAUAAAACCCUUUGAAAUUUUAAAUCUAUGACUAUCUCGCCAAGAAAAAACAUACAAUCUUAUAGUUCAUUUCAUUCUAGUUGAGCAUCCUCAUUUACAAGUAAGGAAUGCCCAGAAGUAAUAUGCCUGGCACCAUGUGGUGGCAGUAGCAGACUCAGGCUUGCCUAGAACCCUAGCCUAUUAUGCUGCAGGAUUGCUAAAGGGGUAGGCAGUGAUAGAAAUUAUAUAGGAUAAACAGAGAAAGAAUGAGAGAAGCAAAACAACAUUUUAGGAAACAAGGAAACAAUUGCUUUACUGUACACAUGAAUAACAAGAAAAAAUGGUAUGGGGAAUAUGUGACUAAAUUAAGCAUACUUUAACUUUCUUAUGACUUGAAGAACAAAGGCCUAAAGAGCUAAAAUCCUAAAAAAAGGUUCUCAUAGUAAUAUGUAACAUAGAAAAUAUUAGUGUAACAUCUUUAUAUAAUGCACUGUUAGAAAUAACUUUUUUAAGUGUAAAGUUGUGCGUGUCUGCGGCUCUUAAACUUGAAGAGUAUCAUGUAUAAAUUGGACCCUGCCCUAUGUUGUGUAUUAAAAUCAAACCAAAUCCAAAAAAAAAAAAAAAAACCUGUAUAGUUAGAAUUGACUUACUUCCUUAAAAAUUCAGAGUAAUAAAUGGUGACAACAGUAGUAAAUCAAAAAUAGUCAAGCACAUAGUGUCCAAGCAUAGUUCAUCUUCUCAAAUUAUUAAGAAUAUAUAAUUCUACUUUGUUGAGUUUGGAAACUUCUCUUCUGCAGAUACCUAAGAAAAAUGGAUACCUUCUGCAUUGAAUCCAUGUAGCAAUCUGGAAAAAGAAACCAAAAUGGGAUGGUAUUGAAAUGCUAGUUUGUAGCAAGUAACAGUGCAUACAUAGUCCCUAUACCAUGAAUUCUAAAACACAAAUACAUCAGCAAACCUGUGAAGCCCACCCACUCCUAACACUAGUCAUUAAAGAAACUUUAUUCUUCAACUAAAUUUAUGAGAUGUAUAUUGGUUAAAACCACAUCAUUUUGGUGCCUCUUCUGUCAUAGCCUGUAUGUCUUAAGGCAUGAUGAAUUUAAAAUGAUCUUAGACCUACACUGUCCCUGGCCUAAGAGGACACUGGCCCUUGUUUCAUUUCAGCCUGGUAAGUGGAUGUGAAGCUGUUUGGAAUUAGAGGCAGGAGAGAGAUGAAUGGCUAAUCUCAUGUGUCCAUUCUUCCUCUCUGAGUUCGCUGUUACUGAGUUUCAAAUUAAAUACUGCUUCUCUCUGGAUACCUGUGUACUUAUUAGAUCCUAGUUAGCAAACUGCAUGUUUAGUAACCUUGAAGAAGAUUAAUAAGAAUGAAGGAAAAUAAGAUGAAAUAUUUCUACUUAGACCUGCCCGAGAUUAUUUUCAGAAUGGCCCAUAAGAACCAUCGAGAUGGGUUAAGAUAUCUGAAAAAGGAAGAUAGGUACUUAUGAAUAAUGUUCAACUCCUAGGAUUAACAUCUAAUAAAGACUCAGUAGUACUGCUAGCCUGCCAAUAAAAUAUAAGCGCCAUUUGUCUCAAUUACAUACAACUGUGUUUCUAGCAUAGAAAAGUCAAACCAAUGACUUUUAUAACAAUCUACCCUCUUUUUUUAUCAGCCUCUAGACCAUGGAAGCUUUAAAAAUGAAUUGGAUAAACAGGAAAAAAAUUAUGGUUUAUUAGUUAGGAAAUCAGAGUGUUAGUGAUUAAAAACAAUGAAUACAGGUUAAUAAUUACCUGGGUAAUUUGACGCCUUACUCUGCUUUGCUAAGACUUACUUUCUUAAUCCAAGGAAAACAAAUUUCAGUCUAUAUUGCCCAGUUAAUUAUGACACCCUUCUUUUGCUUCAGGUGUGUGGAACUUGCCUCAGUCCACAAAAUAAGUUACUGAACCAGUUAGAAAUGAUAACCAGAUAUGAUUGUAACUAAUAUUAUUUCAUACUUAAAAGCUAUUCUCAAUAAAGAAAAAAGACCCAACUAUAUAUAUUAUGAUUCUUUUACCUUACAGGCUACUUUGAAGAGACAAACUGUUAAGACUAACUGUGAAUGGGAGUUGGGGGAGGGGGCUAGAGGGGAGGAGCAUGCAGACCACCACACACAUUGCCACAGAGGUUAUCUCCAGGCUCGGACUGUUCCCCACCACUGUUCUUACAGAAGUGUUCACUCUGCUGCAGCUAACUAGCCUCCGUCUUCUACACCAAAUACUAUUCCAUACCAUGGAAGUGCUAUGCAAUAACUCCCAGGUAGCACCUUAUACCACUUAAAAGCCUUUAAAUUUCUAAAUCUGAAGGUGUCACAGUAAAGAUAUGUAAAAAUGUAGGAAAAGGAAAAUGUAGUUACCUAAUGAAAUCAUCUAUGUCCAUGGAACGGGCCCGCUUGUCACUAAAACCUGUGCUGGUUAGGAUUUGCUGUAUUUUAUCUGCUAUGCUGAAAUCUUCUGGUAUUAUCUAUCAAUAUAAGAUUCAGAAUAAAUGAACAACAUAUCUUUAAUGAA
Molecule: messenger RNA, 7210 nt
Organism: Orcinus orca (killer whale)
Lineage: Eukaryota; Metazoa; Chordata; Mammalia; Artiodactyla; Delphinidae
Gene: KIF2A
Product: kinesin family member 2A
Exons: 21
Coding region: 160-2394 (744 amino acids)
Biological process (GO): microtubule-based movement
Molecular function (GO): ATP binding; microtubule binding; microtubule motor activity
Source: RefSeq, a predicted model, not a curated record